This is a messenger RNA of Eptesicus fuscus (big brown bat), 1076 nucleotides long. It is a transcript of the gene IL19, whose product is annotated as interleukin 19. Bases 1 to 615 code for a protein of 204 amino acids. The record is from RefSeq and is a predicted model, not a curated record. NCBI's taxonomy places the organism in Eukaryota, Metazoa, Chordata, Mammalia, Chiroptera, Vespertilionidae. The transcript is spliced from 7 exons.
AUGCCUGGCACCUGCAACCCACCCUUUCCACGUGGCAAAGAGCACCGAGAGAGCAGACACAGGAGCAGCCUGAGCACCCGGAGACAGAACAUGAAGGCUUCCCUCUGGCUCCUGGGCACAGUGUUCCUCCUGAGCUCAGCGCACACCCGAGGUCUCAGGAGAUGUCUGAUUGCCAUGGACAUGCGCCAUAUAGGAGAGAGCUUCCAACAAAUCAAAGGAGCCAUCCAAGCUAAGGACACCUUCCAAAAUGUCACCAUCCUGUCCACAUCGGGGACCCUGCACAGCAUCAAGCCCUUAGAUGUGUGCUGUGUGACCAAGAACCUCCUGGCGUUUUACAUGGACAGGGUGUUCAAGGACCAUCAGGAGCUGAACCCCCAGAUCUUGAGAAAAAUCAGCAGCAUCGCCAACUCUUUCCUCUACAUGCAGAAGGUUCUGCAGCAAUGCCAGGAGCAGAGGCUGUGUCACUGCGGGCAGGAAGCUGCCAAUGCAACCAGAAUCAUCCAUGACAACUACAAUCAGCUGGAGGUCAGGUCUGCUGCCCUCAAGUCUCUGGGAGAGCUGGACGUCUUCUUGGCCUGGAUCGACAAGAAUUAUCAAGGAACUCCUGCCUCCUGACACAGAAUCUGGUUGCCCAGGUGAACAGCUUGGGAGGUUUCCAGGAGACAGCCUCAAGCAGGUCAAACUCGUGGCCACGGGAACCUUUGAGUUUGAGGUGCUUGGCCUACAUUGAAGGACAGGGAGAUGGGGAAGACCCCCAUUUUAAUGCAAAUGAGCAUGAUCUUAAAGCAACUUCUCUGCGGAUUUAGAAUUCUCUCCUCUGGGGCUGAGGGAUUGUAGGGCAAAAUCUAGGUUUGGAUGGAUCUGGCUCUGUAGCUGGAAGUCCCAGGCUGUCUGGCCCCACCUGAAAAUAACCUACUGGUCUACUGUCAUAUUUAUAAUGAAAUAUGUUCUUUGAAAGGUCUCGCGGGCCAUCCUGGAGGAAAAGGACUGGCUUCCCCUAAUUUAUUGUGAGCUUGUUGAUCCAUGUCUGUGAUGUGAGCUGAGUGAUAUCCUGUAGUGCAUAUUGUACUGACUGA